This is a messenger RNA of Diatraea saccharalis (sugarcane borer), 1404 nucleotides long. The record is from the annotation of a GenBank genome assembly. NCBI's taxonomy places the organism in Eukaryota, Metazoa, Arthropoda, Insecta, Lepidoptera, Crambidae.
AUGUCGGAGGAAUCAGAUACGCCACCAUUUAGCAAUGUGGACAUCAACAAUGAUAUCAGGGAGGAAGACCCAUUCGCGUCUGCGGUCCAGGAAGUCAGUCUGGAUCCAGAGGUGAAUGAUGCCAAUGAGGGCCUCGAGAAAGCAACAAUAGGUGCUCCACCUCCCACAAUCACAACUACAUUGAGCAGUCCCGUAUUAGAAGAGAUAGCCACAGAGAGGGCCAACAAUAUCUUAAUCACGGUAACGGAGCCACAGAAAAUCGGUGAGGGCAUGAGCUCAUACGUUGCAUACCGCGUCAUUACAACUACUAACAUGCCUAUAUUUAGAGAGCAUGAGUUUGCGGUGCUCAGGCGAUUCAGCGAUUUCCUCGGCCUGCACGAGAAACUUACUGAGAAAUAUCUGCGAUCUGGAAGGAUUAUUCCGCCUGCGCCAGAGAAAAGUAUAGUAGGAACAACGAAAUUAAAAAUGACUUCAACGCCAUCUACCGAGAGUGCCAACGGUAGCAAUACACCUGGCAGCGUCCAGUCGCAGUUUGUGGAGCGGAGGCGCGCGGCUCUCGAGCGAUUUUUAAACCGCGUCGCUCAACACCCGGUCCUCUGCAUCGAUCCAGACUUCAGGGAGUUCCUAGAGUCUGAUACGGAGUUGCCAAAAGCGACGAGUACAUCUGCCCUCAGCGGUGCAGGAGUGUUGAGACUGUUCAACAAAGUCGGGGAGACGGUCAACAAAAUCACUUACAGGAUGGACGAGUCUGAUCCGUGGUUCGAGGAGCGUUCGUCUCGCGUGGAAGCGUUGGAGACGUGCCUGCGUCGCUUGGCGGGCGCGUGUGAGGCGCUCGCGCACGAGCGGCGCGAGUUGGCGGCGCGCACGCACGACGCCGCGCGGGCGUGCGCCGCGCUCUCCGGCGCCGACCCGCACGCGCCACUGUCGCGCGCCCUCUCGCACGCGGCCGACCUGCACGAGAAGGUAGAACAAUUACGGUUGGAGCAGUCCAACACAGACUUCUUCGUUCUCACUGAACACAUCAAGGACUAUCUAGGACUUAUUGGCGCCAUCAAGGACGUCUUUCAUGAAAGAGUAAAGGUGUUCCAAAACUGGCAACAUGCCCAAAUGCAGCUCACUAAGCGGAGAGAGAACAAAGCGAAGGCGGAACUCGCCAAUCGGCCAGAAAAAAUUGAACAAGCUGCUAACGAAAUCAUUGAGUGGGAAGCGAAAGUAGAACGCGGUCAACAGGAGUUCGAUACGAUAUCACGCGUCAUCAAGAAGGAAUUGGAGCGAUGGGAGGAGGUGAGACUGACUGAACUGCGGGCCACCAUACUGCGGUACCUGGAGGAACACAUGAAACACCAGGCACAGUCGAUCCGUUUCUGGGAUGUCUUCCUGCCAGAGGCACGAGCUAUCAAAUGA